UCUCCUUUGGCUGGCAGAUCAGAUCCACCCUGUCUGGGCACCGGCUCCCAUUCUUCAGGUUCCGACUUCCAACGGUGCCCAUAGCAGUGGGGCAGGCAGGAACAAAGCAAGGAGGCAACAGAGACAAGCAUGGACAGCAGAAUCCAAAUCAUAGCCCUCUCCCCUAUGGUGUCCACAUGGAGGGGAAGCCCUGGAGAGUUUCCAGCCCUUCCUUCCAUCACAAGGGCAUACGGCAGACCCUGAACACCCUGCUCUGGGCUGGGCACAUCUCGUAGCCACCCCAGUGCAAUGCUGUCCCCCUCCCAGCCGUGCACCCCAGCUCCAUCGCAAGGCUGGUGGAGAAAAGCCACCUCCCCCAGCUUAUCAAAUUUGGCCAUGUCUGAAAAGCUCUGGUUUCCUUUUCACCAAAAAAGAUCAAAACUGGGUAAUUGGCUCCCAUUGCGGAUGCCUCUGAGCCUCUCUCAUGUGUAAACAGCAUUGCCGAGUGCUGACACAACGCAGGCGGCCGCGCAGCCCGGCACCCUCUGGGCAUGGCCAGGGGCUGCGUUCUGCCCUGCGCUGCCCUGGGGAGCGCACAGCCAGCGUUGGGUCCCAGGCACUGCAAUAAUUUGGGUGCAGGUGGCUGCAGAGUCACCGGGCCCCCAUCAGCUGACAGAGGUGACACUGCUCAUUGACUGGGAGACGCCACAGCCCUGAAGCACUGUGCUGGUGAAUGCCCUUGGGGGUGUCAGCAUGUUUCCUGCAGCAUCUCUGGGUUGUGGUAACCAAAAGGAGGGGAGACACAGUAGGAAGAGGUGAUGACUUUCACCCUGUUUCCUGGGUUGAGGCUCAAUUCCUGGACUGGGAAAAGGAAGUGGAAAUUUCCAACUGCCCUACGAAGCACAAGGGCCUUCCAGCCUGUGGAUGGGGGGAUGUGGAGUAAGCGGGGGGCAUUCCUCCAGCAGCCAUCCCAGACGUGGGACAGCAGACUUCAAAGCUUAAAAGGUGCCCCCCGAGGAGCAGGGAACAGCACCAGGCACCUCUGCAGUGAGCGAAGCUGGUGGGGUUUGGGAGUGGACAGAGGGAGGGAUGGAAGAGGGAUGGAGGAAGGGCACUGCGCUGCGGUUGGGUGGAGGACAGCACCACCGUGCGGUACAGCAUCCCUGGCUUCAAGGACACGGAUUGCAUCCCUCCCCCUGCUCCCUGUCCCUCCUUUAUAGGCGCCCGCAGUCCCCAGCCCCGGAGUCAGCACCUCCCGUGCCUCAGUUUCCCUCACUGCAGCACCCCCAGGCUCGACCUGUGGAUGCAGCACAGCACUGAGGCAGCAUCUCCAGCACACUCCCAGGACACCCCCAGCCUGCAGCUCAGGGCACAGCCCCAGGCACAGCCGUCGGGCUGCAGACAACAGCAGGGAAGAGUCUGGUGACAGAUAGCCGGGGUGCGGGAUGCAAUGGUGUGAGUCAUGGGGGUUCCUGGGCACACACAGCGGAGCUGCUGGUGGCACACACGUCACUGGGGACCCUCAGUUGUCUCCACAGAAGCUCCAGGCUACCUGCACACUGUGCCACCAGCAUAGCACACAGCCCACCGUCCUCCUGCCAGCACCUGCUCCAGCAGUGCCCCCCAGCCAUGGGGGCUAUCACCAAGGCUGUCACCGUGCUGUCACUGCCAGCAGAACCCCAGACAUUUCUCUGAGACAAGUUCUGCCCCUGAUCCUCUCUGCGUUGCCUGCUCCAGGAGGGACAGCCAGGGUUGCUGCAGCCAGCACCCGGGAGGAGGCGGUGGCCGAGUCCCAGACCACGCUGGCCCCGCCCUGAGCUGCUGACACCUCGGGGACGCGCCGGACACACCUCCGGGGAAGCGCCGCGGGGCUGGGGCUUUCCCUAUUUAGCUGCGGGGCUCGGCUGUGCCAGCCGCACUGCGGGCAGCCGUCCGGCCCUCCGCCGCGAUGGAGCGGGCUCCCAACCUGCUUCUCCUCUGCAUCUUCACCUUUGCCAUGGUUCUGGUGCCAGAAGCCAAGGAUGAAAGCAGAGCAGCCAAGGGGAGGAGAAGGGGCCCUUCACGGCUCCCCAUGGCCGCUCCCGCCCUGGCCAGGGCCCCGGAUGACCCCUACACUCCAAUGGAGGACUAUGAGCGUAGCAUCCAGGACAUGGUGCACCAGCUGAAGAAUGGCUCUGAGCCAGGCGACACCAAGUGCCAAGUCAAUUUGCGUCUCUGGAGGUCCAACCGCAGGAGCCUGUCCCCCUGGGCCUAUAGCAUCAACCACGAUGCCACGCGAAUCCCGGCAGACAUCCCUGAGGCCCGGUGCCUCUGCACUGGCUGCAUCAACCCCUUCACCAUGCAGGAGGACCGCACCAUGGCCAGCAUUCCCAUCUACAGCUGGCUGCCUGUCCGCAGGCUGCUCUGCCAGGCGCCAGGCGAGGUGGGGCACAAGGCUGCCAGGAGGAAGAAGUGUCACAAGAAGUACCAGAUGGUCAUGGAGACCAUCGCUGUGGGCUGCACUUGCAUCUUCUGAGGUUGCAUAAUGAAUGCCCAAACUCAUCUAAGGGCAUAUAAGUAGCUUGCUCUUGCUUAUCAAGCAUUGCCAGGCUCAGCAUUGGGGCAAGGAGUGCGUCCAAGGGCUCCCCAAAAUCCCCCUGCAGAUUCCACUAGCCUCAACCCAGGCUGAGGACACGCAGUGCUGGGGCAGCCCUGCAAGCAGCCCAGCACAUCAUCCUGCCUCUGGCCUCGCCAGGAGCUUUUGAACCCCCAGUGAAAGGCCAAGGAGAAUGGAGGGGGAAGGUCCUCACCCACCACCCCCAGCCCCAUGUGCAAACUGCAGCCCAGGGCCUGGCAUAGAGGCAGGGGGUGGGGAGCAGCUGAUGUCCGGGGGAAGCUGAGGCAGCUUUUGAGGCCCUAAAUAAUAAAGUGCAUUGCUGGCCCCCGUCUGACCCGCUCCAUGCCUCAGCCUAUGGUGCUGCCUGGGCUGGAGGGCUGUACCCAGCAGGGAGGAGCAGCAGGAGCAGGGUCUCACUACCCUCAUGGCCUUGGCUUUGAAGCCCUACGAGGUCCCUUCCAAAGCAAGAUGACCCUUCCUCACAGCACAUUCCAGUGCCACCCAAGGAGGGAAAGGGAGAAAUCUCCAGCGCAUGGCACAGACAAGCAACAGUGUCU
Molecule: messenger RNA, 3132 nt
Organism: Meleagris gallopavo (turkey)
Lineage: Eukaryota; Metazoa; Chordata; Aves; Galliformes; Phasianidae
Gene: IL17B
Product: interleukin 17B
Biological process (GO): inflammatory response
Cellular component (GO): extracellular region
Molecular function (GO): cytokine activity
Source: RefSeq, a predicted model, not a curated record